Messenger RNA from Abrus precatorius (Indian licorice), 1321 nucleotides. Its product is annotated as 1-aminocyclopropane-1-carboxylate oxidase homolog 1-like. The transcript has 3 exons. NCBI's taxonomy places the organism in Eukaryota, Viridiplantae, Streptophyta, Magnoliopsida, Fabales, Fabaceae. The record is from RefSeq and is a predicted model, not a curated record. The coding region runs from base 80 to 1201 and encodes 373 amino acids.
AGACGUAAAGUUGAUGCGCUUUGCAGAAGUAGAAGGACAUUAUAACUAAAAUUCUGGGAUCACGACGGUGAUAAGGAAAAUGGAAAUCACUGAAAACAAGGAAGUGUUAGUGACAACAAAGUUUGACUAUGAUAGAGCAAGUGAACUCAGAGCUUUUGAUGACACAAAAGAUGGUGUUAAAGGACUUGUUGAUGCUGGUGUCACCAAGAUCCCUCUCAUAUUCCAUUUCCCACAUCCUCUUAAUGAAUCUGAGAGUGAUUCAGCUUCAAAUAGCACCAAACUUAGUGUUCCUUCAAUAGAUCUUGUUGGUAUUGAUGAAGAUCCAAGUCGAAGGAAAAUGGUUGUAGAGAAAAUUAGAGAAGCAUCUGAGACAUGGGGUUUCUUUCAAGUCGUUAAUCAUGGGAUACCAGUGAGUGUUCUUGAGGAUAUGAAGAAUGGAGUGCAUAGCUUCUAUGAGCAAGACCCUGAAGUGAAAAGAGAACUAUACACACGUGACCCUUUGAGACCUUUGGUUUAUAAUAGCAAUUUUGAUCUUUAUAGUUCACCAGCAGCUAAUUGGAGAGACACCUUUUACUGCUUCAUGGCUCCUCAUCCUCCAAAACCACAAGACUUGCCAUCAGUGUGCAGAGAUAUACUACUAGAAUACACAAAACAAGUGAUGAAACUGGGAAGUGUAUUGUUUGAGUUAUUAUCAGAAGCCCUUGGGCUGAAUCCAAAUCAUUUAAAUGACAUUGGUUGCAAUGAGGGACUCCUGGUUGCUUGCCAUUGCUAUCCUCGUUGUCCAGAACCAGAAUUGACUAUGGGUGCAACCAAGCAUACUGAUGAUGACUUUUUCACUGUGCUUCUACAAGAUCAUAUUGGUGGCCUCCAAGUUCUUCAUGAAAAUAGGUGGGUGGAUGUAUCCCCUGUACCUGGUGCUCUAGUAAUCAACAUUGGUGAUCUUCUACAGCUUAUAACAAAUGACAAAUUCAAGAGUGUUGAGCACAGAGUGGUGGCUAACCAUGUAGGUCCAAGAGUAUCAACUGCAAGUUUUUUUAGCACAAGUCUUCAGCCAUCAUCAAAACUUUAUGGUCCCAUUAAGGAUUUAGUAUCAGAAGAUAAUCCUCCAAAGUACAGAGAAACUACAGUGCAUGACUUUGUUGCAUACUCCAUCGCAAGAGGCCUUGAUGGGACUUCUCGUUUGCAACAUUUCAGGAUUUGAAACAUGUAUAAGGGUGCUUUAAAAUGUAUGUGUGCAUAAUUCUGAGAACUUAGUCGAAUAUAAUUUGUAUUCCAAAUCAACAAGAGACUAAUACCAAAUAAUAGAAUUUGAUUCUAUAAU